UGUCAGUCAAGUCACACAUAUACACAUAUGGCUGUACUAUAGGUGUUGUCAACUCGGUAUUGUGUUGUCGGUAUCGUGUUGUCUGUAUUAUUCACGUGUGCUGCCAUUCAAAACUGAUUCUGGAAUGUGUUUUCAGGAUCCAAGGAGGUUAUUUGGAAGAGCCAUCCAGUGGCUGCUGUGUGCAUCAGUGCUGAUCAACAUGCUGCUGCUGAUGUUUGUGAUGUUUCACCAGCCUGACACUGGCUUGUCAUCUCUAACAGGGCAUCUUCCUAUCAACCCAGAACAGAUGGACAAAAGAGAUCUCCAUGCAAUCAUACAAGAAAAAGGUCCCAAGCCACACAUUAUGACAACAGAUGAGAUAAAGAGACUGAAGGACUUAAAAGAUAACAAAGAAUGGGAGGAAGUGCAGCAAGUUCCAACAGAGAAGCCCAUCUGGUCAUACAACAAGACUGCAGCUGAUGUUUUCAGGCGGGAACUUGACGACAUCUGCAACACCAAAGAAGACUUCAUUGUCACAAAGGAGAACUUCCCAUUGGGGAGUGUUAUCCAGUAUGAUGCGGAGAGACACAGCAGGCUGAACGUGACAGACGAUGUGUGGGAACGUUUUCCUCAGAGUUCGCCAUUUGCCCAUAUGAAGCACUCCAGGUGCAGUGUGGUAGGAAACAGUGGGCUUCUGAAGAACAGCAACUGUGGGAAAGAGAUAGAUGCAGCCGACUUUGUUUUCCGUUGCAAUAUGGCCCCGAUUGAUGGACACCACAUCGCUGAAGUUGGAAGUAAGACUAAUCUCAUCACUGCAAACCCAACUAUCAUCCGAGACAAGUACAAAAAUUUCAGGAACCAGACAUUGAAGGAAAACUUUGUCAAAGAUCUGUCUGUUUAUGGGAAAAGUUACAUCUGGAUGACUCCAUUUGCAUACAAAAUGUGUACAUCAUACACCUUCAAAGCCCAGCACGUACUGAAAGAAUUUAAAUCAGACAACGAAAUAAUCUUUGCGAACCCCGUAUUCAUGGGCAACAUGAAUAAGUACUGGAAGAAACAUGGUGUCAAGGCAUGGAGAGCAUCAACAGGUCUAUUUCUGGUCAGUGCAGCUCUAAGUAUGUGUGAGGAAGUGCAUCUGUACGGAUUCUGGCCUUGGCACUUGGACAGACUUGGCAACAACCUCACCCAGCAUUAUUACGACAACCACCCAGUACACAAGGCUCACAAACUCCCAGAUGAAUUUCAGCAACACCAAAAACUUCACAACGAAGGAGUCCUGCACAUGACUACAAACAGAUGUGCAUGAAUGUGCCUGUGAGCUAAAAACUCGUGACUGUCAUGUCGAAAUACAUUUGUUUUCGUAAAAUAUCCUUAGAGUGGCCAUUGCUGCCAGGAAGGGGGUUUAUGCUGGCGCUGCCGAGUUAAUUUGUUUAUGUUUUCCUGUAGUGUAGUUGAUAAAAAAAGAACUCCAGGUCUCAGUACAUUACCUCCCAAAAGUGCUGCAGUAUAUUUUGUUCUACCUGUCCGUUGUUUUUUAAAAGAACUUGUGAUUAGCAAUCUUUUCAUGGGCAGUGGCUUAUUAUUUCCCAACUGAUACCAACCCGGUAUUUGUUCAUCUUUGUAUAAACGAGCGCUGCUGAAUUACCAAAUAAAACGUUGUUGCACGAUUCACCUUUGUUGUGCUACCUUCGACCGUCUUUUUCUCUCGACAUGUUCUUUUAAAAUUAUUUUUAUCACAAUGCUUUCCGCUCUUCUUUUGCACUUUAAGACUGUCAUGUCAUGUUAAUAUAUUGAUCCAGUGCCAAUUGAUGUAAGAUACCAGACUUGUAUCACUGUUUGAACAUAGACCUUUUUCAGUGGCACUAUGACCUG
Molecule: messenger RNA, 1851 nt
Organism: Branchiostoma belcheri (Belcher's lancelet)
Lineage: Eukaryota; Metazoa; Chordata; Leptocardii; Amphioxiformes; Branchiostomatidae
Product: alpha-N-acetylneuraminide alpha-2,8-sialyltransferase-like
Exons: 8
Coding region: 125-1285 (386 amino acids)
Biological process (GO): oligosaccharide metabolic process; N-glycan processing
Molecular function (GO): alpha-N-acetylneuraminate alpha-2,8-sialyltransferase activity
Source: RefSeq, a predicted model, not a curated record